AUGCUGGAUGACGUCGUAUAUUUUCCUGCACCCACGGCUACCGUGGAAUGGGAUGCAAUGCAAUUGGGUUUCUACGACAAAAGCGGAAAGCCCUCCUACAAUUGUCUAGCUACCAUUGAUCAUCGCAACAAGUUUCGAUAUAUUGGGGUCUUCAGUGGCAGUAACUCCGAUCGAUCCAUGUGGAAUCAAUCCAAGAUCCUUGGUGCUCGUGCCCGUCAUUUGUGUCCGCUGGGAAUCAACUGGCUGGGUGGUGCUGGGCACUUGACACGAAAGCAACGGUGCUACAACUAUCAUUUAUCAUCAGCUCGUAUAUUAGUUGAAUAUGUGUUUGGCAAGAUCAAAGCUCGCUUUAAAGUUUUACAUGUGGCUACUGAUCGUCGCUCCCACUCAGCCAAUGCUCGCAUGAUUUGUGCGGCCGUUGUGUUGCAUAACUUGCUGAUUGAUAUUGGUGACAAGGAGGAAUUUGAAGUGGUGAGAAACGAUCAAGAACGUAAGCAUGCGAGAGAGGUGAUAAAUGCAUACAACCAUCACUGGGAUAGAACGCAAGAUGAGAUUGAAUUAGCGUAA
This is a messenger RNA of Phytophthora infestans T30-4, 567 nucleotides long. RefSeq lists its product as uncharacterized. Bases 1 to 567 code for a protein of 188 amino acids. NCBI's taxonomy places the organism in Eukaryota, Oomycota, Peronosporomycetes, Peronosporales, Peronosporaceae. The transcript is spliced from 5 exons. The record is from RefSeq and is a predicted model, not a curated record.